AUGAAUGGAGUUAGCGAUGACGCCAUCAAGCUGAGGUUGUUCCCAUUCUCACUAAGGGAGCGAGCCAAGAGUUGGUUGCAUGACAACGAAUCUCUUUAUGAAGCCUGGGAGAGAUUCAAGGACUUAUUGAGGAAGUACCCUAACCAUGGGAUUGAAAAAUGGUUGCAAGUGCAUAACUUCUAUAAUGGAUUGGUCAACAACACCCGAACACUCAUAGAUGUUGCAGUUGGUGGGGCUUUUAUGAGGAAAAGUGCUAAUGAGGCCUUUGAACUACUUGAAGAGAUGGCCAUAACUAAUCAACAAUGGUCAACAGAGAGAGGCCACUCUAAAAAGGUUAUAGGUAUGCAUGAAGUCGAUGCCAUAACCAAGUUGACAACCCAAGUGGAGGCAUUAACGAAGUUAGUGACUGCACAAGCCAAACAAGCUCAAGUUAUCUGCGAGCUGUGUGGAGGACCUCUUACUAUUGAAAUCUGCCCUAUAGAUGUAGACAGUUUGCCAAUGGAGCAAGUCCAAGCCAUUGGAAACUAUCAGAAUAAUUGUGGGUUCAACCAAGGGGGUUGUCUGCAGAACUUCCAAAAUAAGUUUCCUAAUCAGCAACAACAAGGGUUUUAUCCUCAGAAAAAUCAAUCUCAGCAAAGCCAACAGUAUCAACAACAACAAGACUCUAAUGGAAAGGGUAACUUGCCUAGCACUACUGAAGUCAAUCUAAAAGAGAACUGUAAGGCAAUUACCUUGAGAAGUGGUAAGAACUAUGCUGGUCCAAGCCAGGAUAAGCUAGAGGAGGAAGAAGAUGAUGAACUAGCACCUACACCGAAAAAGAAGAAGACUACUGAUGGUCUUCAACAAAAAGAAACUUCUCCUCCUAUUAGUAUUGACCACCACAUAAAAAUUCCCUAUCCUCAGAGACUGCUAACAUGGAUAAGCAAUUUAGCAAAUUUCUUGAAGUAUUUAAAAAGCUGCAUAUCAACAUUCUCUUUGCAGAAGUCUUGGAAUAAAUGCCAAGCUACGUCAAAUUCAUGA
This is a messenger RNA of Cannabis sativa, 1020 nucleotides long. RefSeq lists its product as uncharacterized. Bases 1 to 1020 code for a protein of 339 amino acids. The record is from RefSeq and is a predicted model, not a curated record. The transcript has 3 exons. Lineage: Eukaryota; Viridiplantae; Streptophyta; Magnoliopsida; Rosales; Cannabaceae.